AUGGUAGUGUUUCUGUAUUACCUGAAAGAUGUGCCUAAACCCAUACCUCAUAUGGCUACUGAGCCCAAAGUGGCCCCUGAGACAAAAAUGGCACCUGCAGCUAGGGUUGAAGCUCAACCAAAGCCAAAACCCACUCCCACAAAGACACCAGAAGCUCCUCACCCCAAAGUUCCUGAGGAAUACCCCAAAGCUGAGCCCAUUAGAAAGCCAGAGUCACCUCCACAAGAGGAAAUUUCAAAAAAAGUGCCAGAAAUAAUCAUCAAGAAAGAAGAACCCACACCUCAACCACCUGCAGCUAAGGUUGUUCCCAAAAAAGUACCCGAGAUCACAAAGAAAGAAGAAUCUGCAAUUCCACCACCUAAACCUAAGGAUGUUCCCAAAAAGACAGAUACUCCUCCAACAAAAGUUAUCACGGAUGUUAAAACAACGGAGAGGCCAAAGACAGAUGCCGAUAAAAAGCUGGAAACUAGCAAGCCUAGGCCAGUUGCAGCACCAACUGCACCAACUGCACCAACACCAACACCAACUGCACCAACACCAACAGAGGCAGCUAAAAAAACAGCAAUGAGCAAAUCAGAGCCAAUUGCAGCACCAAAGGAAGAGGCAGUUAAAAAGCCACAGCAAGCAACUAGCAAGGCAGAGCCAGCUGCACCAAAGGAAAUCCACACAGAGAAAGUCUUUUGA
Messenger RNA from Salvelinus sp. IW2-2015, 684 nucleotides. The record is from RefSeq and is a predicted model, not a curated record. Lineage: Eukaryota; Metazoa; Chordata; Actinopteri; Salmoniformes; Salmonidae.